AUGAACCCCUUGGACCAUGUAGAAUUCAGAAGGCAAGGCCAUAUGAUAAUAGACUUCCUUGCCGAUUAUUAUGAAAAUAUCAACAAUUACCCUGUCCGAAGCCAAGUCAAUCCCGGUUAUCUAGUAGAAAGGUUGCCUGAUCAUGCUCCAUUUAUCCCAGAGUCAAUUGAAAGCAUACUAAAUGAUGUCGAGAAAGAUAUUAUCCCAGGCUUAACACAUUGGCAAAGUCCAAACUUUUUUGCCUACUUUGCAUCCAGCGGAAGCACAGCAAGUUUUCUUGGUGAAAUGCUUAUGAAUGGGUUUAAUGUUGUCGGAUUCAAUUGGCUUGCAUCUCCUGCAGCAACAGAGCUAGAGAUCGUGGUCAUGAAGUGGCUAUCAAAACUACUCCAACUUCCGCCGGCCUUCUCAUUCUCAGGUGGUGGUGGGGGUGUUUUGCUUGGCACUACGUGUGAGGCCUUCAUUUGCACCCUGAUUGCAGCAAGAGACAAGAUGCUUGAUCAAAUAGGAAGAGAAAACUAUGAGAAGCUUGUUGUCUAUUGUUCGGAUCAAACCCAUGUGGGUCUCAUGAAAGCAGCCAAAAUUGUUGGAAUAAAACCGGAGAAUGUUCGACAAGUCAUGACAACCAAGUCCACAAACUAUAAACUCUCUCCACAACGACUGGAAGAGUUGAUUAAAAGAGAUGUUGAAGCUGGCUUAUUUCCGUUGUAUUUAUGUGCUACUAUUGGAACAACGUCAACCACAACAGUGGAUCCGUUGGGACCCUUGUGUGAGGUGUCAAGCAAAUAUAAUAUAUGGGUCCACGUGGAUGCUGCAUAUGCCGGAAGUGCUUGUAUAUGCCCUGAGUUUCGUCACUUUCUUGAUGGUGUAGAGGGUGCUAGUUCCUUUAGUUUCAAUGCACACAAAUGGCUCCUCACAAAUCUUGCUUGUUGCUGCCUUUGGGUGAAAGACAAAUCGGCUCUCACAAAAUCUCUCUCCACGAACUCGGAAUAUUUGAAAAACAAAGCCACUGAAUCAGGACAAGUUGUGGACUUCAAAGACUGGCAGAUAACACUCACAAGACGAUUCCAAGCGUUGAAGUUAUGGAUGGUACUACGGAGUUAUGGGGUGACUGGUUUGAGGCAGUUCUUAAGAAACCAUGUGAAAAUGGCUAAAGAUUUGGAAAGGUUGGUGACCAUGGACAGUAGGUUUGAGAUUGUGGCACCUAGAUACUUUUCUGUGGUUUGUUUUAGGGUUUCACCCUAUGCGAUUAAUCAGCACCACGGCAACCACGAUGAAGUAAAUGAAUUCAAUAGUAAAUUACUGGAAGCAAUAAAUGCAACAGGGCUUGUUUACAUGACGCAAUCAGUGGUUGACGGAGUUUACUUUAUCCGGUUUUCUAUUGGAGCAACACUCACCGAAGAUAGGCAUGUAAAGAUGGCUUGGGAGUUGGUGCAGGAUCAAGCAACUUCCCUGUUGGGUACACUGGCACCAAAGAAGGCUUCUAAUGGAAAACACACCAAGCAGAUCGAAGACCACUUUAUGUAA
This is a messenger RNA of Lactuca virosa, 1524 nucleotides long. The record is from the annotation of a GenBank genome assembly. NCBI's taxonomy places the organism in Eukaryota, Viridiplantae, Streptophyta, Magnoliopsida, Asterales, Asteraceae.